UUGUUAACAUCAGGGAUUUCCUGAGGAAAAAGGACAAAAUGCCUUUCAAAGGGUUCCAUUCGCUGAAGGAAAGAUUUUUUAACCCAGGAAAGGAAGAGGUGAAGAACACCGUUAGCGACUCGCUGGGGAAUCUGCGAAGGAAAAUCGAUGGCACCAACAUCGAGGAGGAUCACAUUGAGUUGACAGAAGAGGGGAGGCCUGUGCAGGCCAGCGCCCGCAAGCCGCAAGUGUGUGACUGCUACUGCUGUGGACUGCCCAAGCGCUACAUCAUUGCCAUCAUGAGCGGCCUGGGCUUUUGCAUUUCCUUUGGAAUUCGGUGCAACCUGGGUGUUGCCAUCGUGGAAAUGGUGAACAAUAGUACUGUUUAUAUUAAUGGCAAGCCAGAGCUGCAGAAAGCCCAGUUCAACUGGGAUCCAGAGACAGUGGGACUCAUACAUGGCUCUUUCUUCUGGGGUUACAUUGUGACACAAAUUCCAGGAGGAUUCAUCGCAAACAAAUUGGCUGCUAACAGGGUGUUUGGAGCAGCUAUUUUUUUAACAUCUACACUGAACAUGUUCAUCCCUUCUGCAGCAAGAGUCCAUUAUGGCUGUGUGAUGUUUGUAAGAAUUCUGCAAGGUCUGGUGGAGGGCGUCACCUACCCAGCCUGCCAUGGGAUGUGGAGUAAAUGGGCUCCUCCACUGGAGAGAAGCAGGUUGGCAACGACAUCGUUCUGUGGAUCCUAUGCAGGUGCAGUGGUUGCCAUGCCAUUGGCAGGUGUGCUAGUACAGUACAUUGGAUGGUCAUCAGUCUUUUAUAUUUAUGGAAUGUUUGGGAUUGUUUGGUAUAUGUUCUGGCUGCUUCAUGCCUAUGAGAGUCCAGCUGCACACCCAACAAUAACCAGAGAAGAAAGGGUAUAUAUAGAAACAAGUAUUGGAGAAGGAGCCAGCCUUGCUAGCACAAACAAAUUUAGUACUCCCUGGAAAAGAUUUUUCACUUCAAUGCCAGUUUAUGCAAUCAUUGUGGCUAACUUUUGUAGAAGUUGGACCUUCUAUUUGCUCCUUAUAAGUCAGCCUGCUUACUUUGAAGAAGUCUUUGGAUUUGCAAUAAGUAAGGUUGGCCUUUUGUCUGCAGUUCCCCACAUGGUCAUGACAAUCAUCGUACCCAUCGGAGGGCAGAUAGCUGACUUCUUACGCAGCAGGAAGAUUUUAACUACUACCACUGUAAGGAAGGUCAUGAAUUGUGGAGGCUUUGGGAUGGAAGCAACUUUGCUUUUGGUGGUUGGUUAUUCUCAUACAAAAGGUGUGGCUAUUUCUUUUCUGGUGUUAGCUGUAGGUUUCAGCGGCUUCGCGAUUUCAGGAUUCAAUGUGAAUCACUUGGACAUAGCCCCACGUUAUGCCAGCAUCCUGAUGGGGAUCUCCAAUGGUGUGGGGACGCUGUCAGGCAUGGUGUGUCCACUCAUCGUUGGUGCAAUGACAAAACACAAGACCCGCGAAGAAUGGCAAAAUGUCUUUCUGAUCGCAGCCCUGGUGCACUACAGUGGAGUAAUAUUCUAUGCUAUUUUUGCUUCUGGGGAGAAGCAGGAAUGGGCUGACCCUGAAAACCUGAAUGAAGAGAAAUGUGGUAUAAUUGAUCAGGAUGAACUGGCUGAAGAAACAGAGAUGAACAAUGAAACUUUUGUAACUCCAAAGAAAACAUAUGGUGCUACCAGUCAAAACAGUGAAAUACAGAGAAGGGAAUGGAGAAAGCAAAAGCAAAUGACUCAAGACAUGGAAGAACAGACUUCUUACCAUUACGAAAAUGGAAAUUUUCAAGAUUUGUCAUAAAUACUUGAAAUUGUAAGGUUUGUAGAGCAGCUAUUCCCAUCUUUCCUUCCGCAUAGCUGCCC
This is a messenger RNA of Gallus gallus (chicken), 1864 nucleotides long. RefSeq names its product solute carrier family 17 member 8 (gene SLC17A8). Bases 39 to 1802 code for a protein of 587 amino acids. Gene Ontology annotation, cellular component: synaptic vesicle membrane; excitatory synapse. Gene Ontology annotation, molecular function: L-glutamate transmembrane transporter activity; neurotransmitter transmembrane transporter activity. Lineage: Eukaryota; Metazoa; Chordata; Aves; Galliformes; Phasianidae. The record is from RefSeq and is marked validated. The transcript has 12 exons. Gene Ontology annotation, biological process: regulation of synapse structure or activity; neurotransmitter loading into synaptic vesicle; monoatomic anion transport.